UAUGUGUACAUUGUGGAAAAUUCGAUAUUCGCGCGAGGGGGGCGAAAAGUGCAAACAUGUCCAACGAAAAAGAGGACGACAAAGAGGCAGAUGCUAAAUCAACAUCUAGCGAUGAUUCAGAUGAGUAUCAAUCAGCUGGAGAGGGUGAGGAUUCGGAAACGGAAUUGCGCCCGCCUGGGGCAUCGACUUCAGCACUACUCCGCACACCAACGGCACCUGAAAGUGCGUGUAGGGCAGUUGAUUUAUCGGUGGAGGCGGGGAAUGAGGCAUCCAUGUAUCCAUUGCAUCAAAGCGUUUUCGAGGACGACAUUAAGGCAUUGCAGCGGCUGUUAUUGUUACACACUGCUCCCGAGGAGGUAGGACGCAAGGACAAGCACGGUAACACGCCUCUUCAUUUGGCUGUUAUGCUUGGCCGCAAACAAUGCGUACGUUUGCUGCUUGCCCAUGGAGCGCCCGUCAAGAUAAAAAAUAAUGACGGCUGGUCCCCGCUUUCGGAAGCCAUUAGUUAUGGUGAUCGGUCAACAAUCACGCAGAUACUACGGAUGUUGAAACUUCAGUCGCGUGAACAUAUGGAGAGCCGUCGUGAAAAAUUAGUGAAUGCGCUACGUCAGAUGCAAGACUUUUAUAUGGAGUUUAAGUGGGACUUCCAGUCCUGGCUACCGCUCGUUUCGCGCAUACUGCCUUCGGACAUAUGUCGACUGUACAAGUCAGGCGCCUCGAUACGCCUAGACACCACACUGGUUGACUUCAAUGACAUGCGCUGGGAGCGCGGUGACAUAUCGUUCCUCUUUCGUGGUGAGGCGCCGCCCCGUGAGUCCCUUGUUCUGUUGGACAAUGAACAGCACUGCUAUCAGCGACUGCGCUACGAGGAGGCUGACAUGGAGGACGAAGUCGAUGUUUUAAUGUCCACGGACAUACUGGCCACUCAGAUGUCCACGAAGACCAUACAAUUCGCACGCGCGCAACGUGGCUGGAUAUUUCGUGCCAACCGGAAGGAACUUAUUGGCGGGCAGUAUCAAUGCGAGAUCUAUACCAUACAGGGUUUGGUGCUGAAGCAACGCAAGCGAAGAGAGCACUUGUCAAAUGAGGAUUUACAAAAGAAUCGUGCCAUUGUCGAGACAAUCACCAAGGGAGGCAUUACCGAUGCAAGGCGUGCCAGCUUGGCUAGUCAACAGCAGCCAACGCCACCAGAUAGCGACACGAGCACCACACCCACAACAUCCACAAAUGGACUGACGUUGCCAGAGUUACCACGUCGGAGUUCCUUGCAAGCGCCGCCACCAACAAUGGUUACUUGGGAAAAAUACAUUGGCGCCCCAAUUGGUAAGUGCCCGAUAUUGGGGCGCCCACCUGUGCACAAGCAAUCCAAUAAGACGCUGCGAGCCACUGUGGCUAUGAGCAAGGACUUUCCACUAAGUGUAGAUAUGCUGCUUGAUGUUCUCGAGGUGGUGGCACCUUUAAAGCACAUCAAUAAGUUACGACAAUUUGUCACGCUCAAGCUGCCCACUGGAUUUCCCGUCAAAAUUGAAAUACCCGUUCUACACACGGUGACGGCCAAAGUGACGUUCCAGAAAUUCGAGUUCCGCGAUAAUAUACCCGCCAAGCUAUUCGAAAUUCCAGCCCAUUAUUGGGAGGACGUGCGUCGUUUUCAGGACUUAUGACCAAGCGAUGAGAUGACCAAUAGCAAGACGACGCCGUCAUCUUGUACUGAAAAAGGCUCCAAGUUGAUUGACUUAAAUCGCAACGCCACAAUGCCCCUGGCGGAGUUCGAUUAAAAAGUCCAUUACCACGCGCCACCCUCCUCCCAUUUGCAUGCAUGACAGUGUGUGUAUUCGUAUGUUUAUAGCUCUAUGUGUACAUGUGCGUAUAUAAAGUGGAAACAAAAUUGCAAUUUUUAUAGCAGGUGAAAAAUAACAACAACAACAAUCAUUAAGCUACCAAAUUAUGAAAAGUGUUACUGUACUUUUUUUUUAAAUUUAAUUUAUUAAGGUUAAAUUAAAAAUUUACGCUCUGAGAAUUGCAAUUUUGGCUUUGAAAAACAAAUUUAAUUUGUUACAAUAUAUGUGUAGACCAUUUAAUAGAAUUAGUCUUUACUGCACGCCAGCCAAAUAGAAGGGGGCGCCUCGACUACGUAUUAUUUAUCGCCUUUUCGUUUAGUGUAUUUUAUGACUAGUACCAACGUUAUAUUUGCGUUAAUAUUGUACUAUAACAUUCUGCAUAGGCCCGCAAUCAUUUUAUUUUCCGUUAACGCAGAUUAAAAGCUGCAGAAAAACAAAAACAAAACGAUUUUGCCUUAUCGGUAAUUAUUGGCGUACCUAAUACUUUCGUAACAACCGCUGCAAUUUUGUUGAAUCAGCAGCGUCUAAAGUUGUUCACUAAAACUCAUUUGUAAGCCCCCAUUGCCCCACUUACGACUGUGCAGCUCAAAAAUUAAAAAAAUAAAAUAAAAUAGGUAGAUGAAAAUUUUAUGUUGCAUUAAAGUUAUACAAAUAAUUUUUUUAAAUUAUCAUAGCAUGUCUUGUUUAGCUGUGAAAAUUCAUAUAUUUGUUUUUACAAAUUAAUUUAUUUACACAUGUACUUAUUUGUAUGUUUUUAUUAUUUAUUAAAAAACAUAAAUUCAAUGUAAUUGUAAGUUAUACAAAUACCCGCACUGAAUCAAUUAAUUUUUGCCUUUAAGCCAAUAUUCAUACAUAAAUACUAUGAAAAAAACAGAUGUCACAACAAACGUCCGUAAACAGUUUUAUAGACAAUUUUUAAGAACCACGCUAGAGAAUUUUUUUUAAUAUUCUCGAAAAAUAAAAAGCUUUUGAAUAACAAUA
Scaptodrosophila lebanonensis is the source of this 2819-nucleotide messenger RNA. RefSeq names its product ankyrin repeat domain-containing protein 13C. Gene Ontology annotation, molecular function: protein binding. The transcript has a single exon. The record is from RefSeq and is a predicted model, not a curated record. NCBI's taxonomy places the organism in Eukaryota, Metazoa, Arthropoda, Insecta, Diptera, Drosophilidae. The coding region runs from base 57 to 1661 and encodes 534 amino acids. Gene Ontology annotation, cellular component: cytoplasm.